AUGCGAAGCAAAGUAACGGUUGUGGGAGCCGGCAACGUAGGCGCGACUGCCGCGCAGCGCAUAUUCGACAGGGGAUACGCCGAUGUGGUGCUCGUUGACAUCGUCGAUGGUCUUCCACAGGGCAAGGCGCUCGACAUUCUGGAGUCAGGACCUGUGUUAGGCUCUGACGCCACGAUUGUAGGCACCAACGGCUACGAGGAGACCGCAGACUCUGACAUCGUAGUCAUCACCUCGGGCAUAGCCCGCAGGCCCGGUAUGAGCCGCGACGACCUGCUCCUGACUAACAUGCGCAUCGUCAGCAGCGUGGUCGGAGAUGUGGUCGAGCAUUCGCCGAACAGUAUCCUCUUGCCGGUAACGAACCCGCUGGACGCUAUGGCACAGCGCGCGCAUCAGGUCAGCGGUUUCCCCAAGAACCGCAUAGUAGGCAUGGCCGGCAUCCUCGAUACUGCGCGCUUCCGCACGUUCCUUGCGGAAGAACUAAGUGUGUCAGUUAAUUCAAUCGAAGCAAACGAGAUUCUGCCCUGCACCACUCUGCUGGAAGGCGAGUACGGCAUCAACGAUCUGUUCGUGGGCGUACCUGUCAAGCUUGGCGCCAGCGGCGUCGUGGAGGUCAUCGAGUUCGAGCUGACCGACGACGAGAUGGCAGCAUUGAAGCAAUCCGCCGACUCCGUACAGGAACUGGUGGAUGUAAUGGCUGAGGCGAGCUGA
This is a messenger RNA of Geodia barretti, 708 nucleotides long. NCBI's taxonomy places the organism in Eukaryota, Metazoa, Porifera, Demospongiae, Tetractinellida, Geodiidae. The record is from the annotation of a GenBank genome assembly.